Molecule: messenger RNA, 1962 nt
Organism: Vitis riparia (riverbank grape)
Lineage: Eukaryota; Viridiplantae; Streptophyta; Magnoliopsida; Vitales; Vitaceae
Exons: 8
Coding region: 7-1893 (628 amino acids)
Molecular function (GO): protein binding
Source: RefSeq, a predicted model, not a curated record
GUGAACAUGUGCGAGUACAUUGCUACAAAGCGUGAAGAACUGGUAGGCCUUCGUAACAUUGCAGGGGAAACGCCUCUCUUCUUGGCUGCUCUCCAUGGUAAAAAAGAGGCUUUCCUUUACCUCCAUAGUAAAUGCGGCCCUGCAGGCACACACAAUCACUACACUCGAAGGGAUGAUGGCCAAACCAUUCUUCAUGUUGCCAUCUCUGGAGAGUACUUUGAUGUGGCAUAUCAUAUCAUUUGUAAGUAUGACCAUCUUAUCUAUUGUGUCGACGAGAAUGGCUACACUCCGCUCCAUGUCCUGGCCAGUAAACCAGCUGUAUUCAAAACUAGUCUUCACCUGGCCCAAUUCAGCAGAUUUAUUUAUAAUUGUUUACAUGUGGACGAACUCACGAAUGAACCAGUCCCUAUCAGCAGUUCCAUGCCAACUUUCAAAGGAAAAGAGAAGCCUGAGAAACAUCCAGAGAAGUACAAGACGUGUAUCAAUUUUUUUCAACCAUUGCUGAAAAUGCUGAAGAAUAUGAUUAAAAGACCAGAGAAUUUGCCAACAUCUAGGAAGCAUAUGGAGACAAAUAAGGCUAAUAUGGAGGAGGACCUCAAACAAAGAAGAGGUGAUACUGCUCAGAAUCAAGGGAAAAGAUCAUGUGAUAUGAAGCUGAUGAUCCGCAAAUUUAUAUCUAGAUCGGCAAUGUUGUUCAUUAGAGGAUUAGUGCGGUUGUUCGGAUCAAGAGAGCUAAAGAAGAUGCGAGCAAAGAAGGAAAAGAACGUAUGGUCUUUAGAGAUCAUGAAACUGCUGCUACAAAAAUCUUCUUCUCAUACGUAUGAUAGUUCUGGCGGAUGUAAUCCAGGGCCAUUCUCAAUGCCUAAUAAAUCUCCUCUGCUUACCUACCAUACUUCUACCGCACGUCAUCCCCAGCCAUUCUCAAUACCGAUGGAAAAAGAUCAAAUGGAUUGUUUUUCUAAUCCGGACAGCACGAAUCAAAGAAGGGAGACACCAAUACUACUUGCAGCAAAAAAUGGUAUAACCGAAAUGGUUAUGGGAAUCCUAAAGUUAUCCCCCACUGCCAUUCUGGACAGGGAUUCUGCGAACAAGAAUAUAGUGCAUUUGGCAGUUGAAAAUAGGCGAACCAAACUGUACGAGAAAUUAGCCAAGAAGAUCAGUAUCUACGAAGGUGCAUUUCGUGCUGUUGACAAUAGAGGGAACAGUGUGUUGCAUCUUGCUGCAACUUUAGGUGAUCAUCGGAGUUUUCCAUUUGCAACACUGCAAAUGCAGUGGGAAAUCAAGUGGUACAAGUACGUGAAGGAUUCUGUACCACGAGAUUUCUUUAUCAGUCGCAACAAUGAAAACAGGACAGCAAAGGAGAUGUUCAGAAAGUCACACGAAGUAUUGGUAAAAGAAGGAGGCAAAUGGCUAAUCAGCACCUCCAAUUCAUGCUCUGUUGUGGCAACAGUUGUGACAACCGUGGCCUUUGCCACAACAGCUACCAUACCGGGCGGGAUGAAGGAAGACAGCAGCACACCAAACCUCGAGCAUGAUCCGGGUUUCAUUGUCUUUGCCAUUUCAUCUCUAAUUGCUCUCUCAUUUUCUAUCACCUCUGUGAGCGCAUUUCUGGCCAUUCUUACCCCAAGACACAGCCCAAAGGAUUUUGAAAGAAAGUUGCCGAAAAAGCUCUUGUACGCCCUAACAUUUCUUUUUAUAUCGUUAGCGGCCAUGUUGGUUAGUUUCUGUGCAGGCCACUUCUUUCUGGUGAGGGAUGACUUGCACCGUAAAGCAUUUCUGGUGUAUGGAGUAGUAUGUCUGCCAGUAGCAUAUUUUGCUAUGAAGCAGUUUCCCUUCUACAUCGAUCUUGUACUUGAUACCUUUAGGACGGUGCCGCGACAUAUGCCUAGCUAGCUAGCUAGCUCAUACUUAAGGGCUGCCCAUGUUUUCUUUUUUCUCUUUCCUUCCUUUUGGUUGGCUGGU